Messenger RNA from Prosopis cineraria, 651 nucleotides. Its product is annotated as probable nucleolar protein 5-1. Gene Ontology annotation, cellular component: small-subunit processome; box C/D methylation guide snoRNP complex. The coding region runs from base 1 to 651 and encodes 216 amino acids. Gene Ontology annotation, molecular function: snoRNA binding. The record is from RefSeq and is a predicted model, not a curated record. The transcript is spliced from 3 exons. NCBI's taxonomy places the organism in Eukaryota, Viridiplantae, Streptophyta, Magnoliopsida, Fabales, Fabaceae.
AUGAACACUAUUGCACCCAAUUUGACCGCUCUUGUUGGGAAUCUUGUUGGUGCUCGCCUUAUUGCCCAUGGUGGUAGCUUCCUCAAUCUUGCAAAGCUACCGGGGAGUACUGUACAGAUACUUGGUGCUAAAAAGGCUCUCUUUAGGGCCCUAAAGACUAAGCAUGCUACCCCAAAAUAUGAGCUUAUUUAUUAUGCAUCAUUAAUUGCAUUGGCGAUUAUGAAAGAUGCUCUUGGACAUGGUCAACAUAAUUCAAUGGGAUUGGAAAACAGAGCCAAGCUUGAAGCACGCCUAAGGAGUCUUGAAGGCAACGAACUAGGUAGACUUGCCGGUUCAACUAAAGGAAAGCUAAAGAUAGAAAGCUAUGACCAAGAUUGGAAGAAGGGAGUUGAAGGCUUCCGUCAAGCUCCUCACGGUGCGUCUGUGGAUGAGGAAAUGCAAGAGCUUCCUGUUGCUGAAGAAAAGAAAGAAAAGAAGAAAAAGAAGAAAGAGAGAAGUGGGGACAAUGAUGUUGCUCUACAAGCUGAUGCUGGCAAGCAAUCAGAUCAGGUGGAAACUACAAAGAAGGAGAAGAAGAAGAAAUGUAGGGAUUCUACUGAGGGUGGCCAGGUGCAGGCUGAGGAGGAUUACAAAGAUGGUAAAUUACAGUGA